AGCACACAUCUGGACGACAUGCCUGCUUCACACUUCAAGGAUAAUUUUGUCUUUUCAUCUAAUUUUUAAUGUUUCACUUCAAAACCUGGCAAUCACCGCACUGUACAGGCUCUUCUUUCGCUUCUCUCUUCUCACUCUUCUUGUUCUUAUCGGUAUCAUGCAGGCAACUCUUUGAGAUACUUGGCAGAUGCAGGUUAUUUGUAUCAAAAGGUUAACAGCCAGUUUAUUGCAAAUUCAGUAUCACCAUUAUCAGAAAAGCUUUGCUGAUCUUAUCUUUGCACUUUUGUGAAUUUUCCCGUUUGGAUCGUUGUUUCUUAAAUAUUUAUAGGUGAAAAGGAAAAUUGAACUACCAUAAACUGAUGGAUUCCAAAGAACCAAACAAGUACUCAUACGCAAAAAAAAAAAAGGAAGGCUGCAAUGCAGCUCAAACGGCGUGAUACGCAGAGCCAUAUAUCUACUCGUAGAAGGAAAGUGAUGUUGCUAUCACGACGUAUGAGAAGACAAAAUUUUGCAAAGCACAGCCUUUUUGAAAGUCCGAUUGUUGCUGUCCCAGAGCAGGCAACAUCAUCUUGGGACAAAACAGGAUUUCUAAAACAAACUGCUCUUACCAUACUAGAAUCUCCUUCCCUUGCGGAAAAAGGUACCAAACAUCAAGCUUGCCUGACUACAUUGUGUGAUAAUUUAGAAAAAGAAAAGGGUAUAUUGGAUACCCCUAUCAUUUGUGAAACAGCUGCCAGUCUUCAAACUUGCACGACUACAGUGAUGGAUAAUCUAGAAAAAGAAAAGUCUAUAUUGGAUCCCCCUAUCAUUCGUGAAACAGGGUCCACGUCGGGUACAUCUAAACUGCCUCUUGUUUGCUUGAACGCUGUUCCAAUCAAAGUUCAUAGCCGGGCCAAAAAGGUGUGUCUGGCUGCUAAAGAGCAACGAAGUGACCAUGUUGCUCUAAAAAACGUGCCGCACUGCCAAUACUGUCAUGCAAAGAGGUUUGAAUAUGAAAGUCCAGGAUUUUGCUGCAACAGUGGUGCAAUAAGGUUGACAUCUCAUAAAAUGCCACCUGAAUUAUCAGAGUUAUACUUUGGAAAUACUGAAGAAUCUGAAAACUUUCGAACUUAUAUUAGAAUGUACAACAACAUGUUUGCAUUUACUUCACUUGGUGUAAAGUAUGAUAAAGAGCUAGCGAGAAGAAAUUGCGGUAUCUAUACAUUUAGAGUCCAGGGGCAAAUGUAUCAUUUUAUAGAUGAUUUAAUUCCUUCUAAUGAAAAACCCAGGAAUUUACAGUUGUACUUCUAUGAUCAUGAUAAUGAACUAGCUAAUAGGAUGGCUUGUUCGACAAGAAUUAAUGAAUCAAUAAUGAAAAAGUUGAUGGACAUAUUGAAAAUCAACGGACAUAUAACUUACCCAGCUCAUCAGAGGUUGCAGCAUUAUGGCUUGAAGAAAAUUCUACAGAUAUUUCUGCACCAUAUAUUCGAAUUUAUACCCACAGUAAUGGAGCUCGAUUAG
This is a messenger RNA of Nicotiana tabacum (common tobacco), 1500 nucleotides long. Lineage: Eukaryota; Viridiplantae; Streptophyta; Magnoliopsida; Solanales; Solanaceae. The record is from RefSeq and is a predicted model, not a curated record.